UUUCAACUUUACGAAGUCAUUUCCGUGUAUCACAAUUUAUAAAAAAAAUCGAAACAGUUAUGCCACCACAACAGUAAUAAUCUUCCUAAAAAUAACUAGUUUUCUGAAAUAGUCGUAAAGUACUUUAUUAGGUUAUUAGGAAUGCGGAAAUAAUGCACUCAUCGUUUUAUUACUCAGAUUUCUUUGUCGCGUAGCAGUAGAACUACUCGCUGACGAAAAAACGCACCUACAAUCUCGAUCUGUCAUAAAUUUACUACCAAUAGUAAACAAUGGAACUAAAAGGAAAAAAAUAUAAAAAUUAAAAUGGUGACUUUGCAAUGUUCCGAACCCUUCACGGUCCACACGAAGCCCUCUGUGCUAAAAGUCCACCAUUGUAAAAUUUGCCCAUACAUUACAACGUCGUUUUCUCUCAUAACAAACCACAUUUCCCGUCAUCAGUCACCUUUGGUAUCUUUUAAAUGUGAAAACCCCCUUGAUUCUUACCAUUGCAAAGACUGCGAUUUUCAAACCGAACUAACGUUGCUUUUCAAGCGACAUAUUAAAGACCGUCACGGAAUUAAACAAGAAAACGACGACGAUUUAGUUGUGCAUUAUAAUAAUCAAAAGUACGUUUGUGGAAAGUGCGGUUUUGAGACGCAUUUUUCGCUUAAAUGCUUACAUCACACAAUAACGUGUUCGAACAAUAGGGGAAAUUUCCAACCGUUGAACAACCCCGGUCAAAAUUUUAAGUGGCAUAAACGUGAUCAAUGCGAGUGCAAAUACCAACAAGAGCACAAAACUCUUACACAUUCAACAGAACAACGGAGGCGUCAGUGUGAAUGCACAUUAAAAGAUAUCAAGUGGUAUGAUUGUGAAAAAUGUCAAUACAAAACCAAAUACCGCUCUUCUUUAAAUCGACACAUGAAAGUGCGGCAUUGUCAAUGGGAUGAAAAGGACCCCAAGUGGUACGAAUGCCAAUACUGUCCAUACAAGUCUAGAGACUGUUCGAACUUAAGGAGGCACGUGAUGACCCAGCAUUUGAAUAGUGAAAGUAUCACGUGGUAUCAGUGCAUGGAGUGUCCAUUUAAAACAAAACGUGAGGGGGUUUUACAGAGACAUGUGAAUUCGCAUCACUCAAGUGGACAAGAGAUCAAAUGGUACUAUUGUGAAAAAUGCCAAUACAAAACCCAGUACCGCGCAACUUUAAGUAGACACAUAAAUGCGCGCCAUUUGGAGGAAGCUGAUAUAAAGUGGCACCACUGCACUGUGUGUUCUUUCAGGAGCAAAGAGAAAGGCAAUUUGAAAAUUCACAUGAAGGUACUGCAUCCGGAUGGCCAAGACGCGAAAUGGUACGAGUGCCAACAGUGUCCGCACAAAACUAGAUAUAGUUCGAAUUUAAAAACUCAUGUGAAGAAGUUUCAUUUGAAUGGUGAAGAUAGUACGUAAAUUUUUUAUGUGUAUGAAUUAACUGUUAAUUUUUUUCAUUACAAUAUUUGUACUUGCGCGUAUAGUGUGUUGCAUAUAUGAAACGCCAAGUUUUUGAGGUUAUGUUUUAAUCUCAUGACUUCAAAACACUUUAAAAGAAAAAGCCAAUGUUUCCAUACUUUGCUACGAAAUAAUUACAGGUUAAUUUAAGUGAAUUCAAUUGCUUAUGUAACGUUUCAAUGGUGAAAUCACCAAGAACGAGAAUUGUUGCCAAGUUUUUAAGGUUAUGUUGAACAUCAACAUAAACCUAAUUUUUCUGUUUUUAGUAGCAGAUAAUCACAAAUUAAGCGAACCAAAAUGUUUGUGCCAUGUUUCAACUGCGAAACCUCCCACAUCAAACCUUACCGUUGCAAUCACUGCAACUUCCAAACACAAUUAGGAGUCCUUUUCAAACAACACUUCAAAGACCGCCAUCUCAUCAUCAGAAAAAGCGAACAUCCGCCAACUUCACCGAAAAUUAUCAUUCAGAACUACAUUUGCGAAAAUUGCGGCUUCGGAACCCACUUUUCAAUGAAAUGGUUUCAACACGCUGCAACCUGUUUACAAAAUCCAGAAAUCCCUUCACCGGCUGAUCCCACCAGUGACGUUUCCACAUGUACCGAAUGGCGGCGCAAAUAUAAGUCCAAGCACAACUUAAACAACCACAAUUUUUUAGCACGAUGGUUUCAAUGUGCACACUGCACAUACCAAACCAAAAACAAGCAAUCCUUGACACGCCACAUAAAGGUGCACCGUUUGGACGAAAAAGACCUCACGUGGUACAAAUGUGACCAAUGCUCAUAUAAAGCCACACAAAAGCCGAAUUUGAAAAGACACAUAAACGCACACCAUUUGGAUGAAGAUGAAAUCCAAUGGCACCACUGCACUGUGUGUUCUUUUAGGAGCAAAGAGAAAAGCAGUUUGAAAAUUCACAUUAACGCACAGCAUCUAGACGACAGGAGCGCGAAAUGGUACGAAUGCAAAAAGUGUCCGUUCAGUACUAGACAUGGUUCGAAUUUAAGAACUCAUGUAAAUAUGCGCCAUUUGGAUGAAGAAAGUAUCGCGUGGUAUAAGUGUGAGGAGUGUCCGUUUAAAUCGAAACAGAAGGCGAAGUUACAGAUACACAAAAAUGCGCGGCAUUUGGACGAACCAGAAGUUAAAUGGUUUGAAUGUGAAAAGUGUUCGUACAGGAGCAAACGAAAUUCGAGUUUGAAGCAGCAUGUAAAGUUUAAUCAUUUGGAUGAAGGGAGUAUUAAGUGGUAUGAAUGCGAAAAAUGUCCAUACAAAGCUAAAAUUCAGGCGCAUUUAAAGCGUCACAUAAAUGCGAUUCAUUUGAAAGGUCGAAAUUAUAAAGUUGCACGACUGUGGCAAAUAUCCAAGUAGAACUAGGUUUUCGCAUUAUAUUAACCCACAGCACAGAAUGUAAAAAAUGUAUUAUCAUUAAAUACGAUUCAAUAA
Messenger RNA from Zophobas morio, 2901 nucleotides. RefSeq names its product zinc finger protein 64-like. The record is from RefSeq and is a predicted model, not a curated record. Lineage: Eukaryota; Metazoa; Arthropoda; Insecta; Coleoptera; Tenebrionidae. Gene Ontology annotation, biological process: regulation of transcription by RNA polymerase II. Bases 304 to 1425 code for a protein of 373 amino acids. Gene Ontology annotation, molecular function: RNA polymerase II transcription regulatory region sequence-specific DNA binding; DNA-binding transcription factor activity, RNA polymerase II-specific. The transcript has 2 exons.